CGUACCUCGAGGAAGGAAUCUUCCGUCGCGUCGCAUGCGAAUUUGCAUUACCCGGGUUCUUGAGUUGAGCGUCUCUCGCGGAGAGGCCGCUCUCGACCACAGGCUGCCGAGAAUCUAAUAAAGAGAGGGUGACGUUGCUUCUGUCCUCUAGGCUUGUAUUCCUAGAUCUCCACUGCCUUCUCUUCUGGUUGUGAACUCUGCAGGUUCAAAUAAGUUUUUCCAAGCAAGACAUUGUAUAGAGACAGCAAGAUGAAUAGGAAACUGGAUUAUUUUAUAAGGUCAAUGAGAUGGCUACAGGCAUGUCACAAUGCAGGGAGACCUUUUCCUAGAACUGAAACCAGAACUGCAUCUGGGAUUAGUGGGUAUAAAAGUUCUGUACAAAAUAUUCAACAUCUGUAUGUUCCUUCUUGCUGGCUUCAUUCUUCUGUUUCAACUUGUUCUCAAAAUACUUAUGUUUAUGUUGGGAGCAGUGGUGCAAAUGAACAGAAAAUAGCUAAUGACCUUGGGCAUGAGGAGAACUUCAAACUCACUCAAGUGAACUCCUCGGAGGAAGUCAGAAAUACUGUUGAAGAAAAGGAUGGAUUUAAUAUGGUCCAGCAAUUUUUUAAUGACCUUCAAAAGUGUGCAUCUCUCUGUGAGGUACUAGACCUUGCUGCAAGAAGUCCAGUCUCUUCAAAGUAUGUCAGUAACUAUUUUUCAACUAUGUGGAUGCUAAAAAAAAAUACACUUAAAAGUCAGAACUAUGAUGAGACAAAGCUGAUGUUUGAACACCCGCAGUUUCAACAGCUCUGCCAAUGUGUGAUUGAUGAGGCAAAGUACAUGGAUAGCAAUGAUUUGGCAUACACUCUACUUGCUGUGGUAAAAUUAGGAGUUCCACAAAAUACCUGGUUGGUUCAAACAUUACUGAGGACUUGUCAGGAACGUCUCAAUGAAUUUAAUGAUCGAUGUAUCUCAGUUAUUGCAAAGACUUUGAAAGACAUGGAAAAAUGCAAGAAUGUGGAAGCUCUUCAAUUUGGACUACAGUUACUUUUAGAAGAGAAAGUCCACAAAAUAUCAAAUGUGUUUAUAUUGCAAACCAUAAUGCGCAGUAUCGGGAAGGAUGUACCACUGACACUUAAAAGAAGUUUGGAGAACAAGUUGUUGAGUCUGAUGGGUGAAUUUACAGUUCUACAUGCUUUUCAAAUGUUCAGUGUACUGGGUGAAAUGGAUUAUCUCUCUGUUCCAGUCCUGAAUGCUUGUAGUAAGACAAUAAUAGAAAACAUUGAAGGAACUCCAUUUUCGAAGCUACUGAACAUUUUGAAAAUGAGCAGACAAUUGAGAUACCAAAAUAGGAUACUCUAUUCUGCAUUAGCAGAUUAUGUCACAUCAGUCUUCUAUACAUGGAACAGACGUGAGGUAAUUCUGUUACUUUCAGCCUUUGAAAAUCUUGGUGUUCAUCCAGUCAAACUGAUGGAUAAAUUUCUUGAGGAAAUGAUGCUUCACCCUGAAUCCUUGAACCUGAAGGAGGUUAUAAUUAUUCUGCGAGCAUAUUCUAAUCUCAAUCACUUCCCCAGUGGCCAAAACCGGGAGUUUCUUGACACUCUGAAUACUAUCUUGAAUAAUCAUCUACAUGAGGCUGCUGAUACAGAUUUACUAAGAGCUAUAUAUUCAUUCUGCGUUUGUGGAUAUCUUCCCCAGCUUGCUCUUAAUCAACUGCUUCAAGAGGAAAUCCUCAAUGAUCUGGUAAAAUCAGGACAAAAUCAAAACAUGUUGUCUACAAUAAAUAUUUGUCUAGAACUUGAUGGAAAUUCUUCCAUGAAGUCAACAAUUUUGUCAGAGAAAUUGUCAUCAUUACCAAAGAAAAUACUUGAUUUUAGUCGUCCUGAAAUACAGGAAGCCCUGCUUACGCUUUUGGGAAAUGAAAAUUUGUUUCAAUCAAAUGUACAGUUGACUCAAGGUUACUUCUUAGAUUUUGAAAUCUUAAUGGAUACAAACCGAAAUAUAGCAUUGACACAGGCGGAAGCAGAUCAGCUGGCAGAUGAUUCCAACCUCAGAAGGAUAGCAGUGCUGUGCCCACCUGCAAGUGCUUUCUGUAUCCCCUCAGGACACCCAAAGGGCAAGUUGGCAAUGAAGAUAAGACAUCUAAAUCAACUGGGAUACCAAGUUAUAUUGGUUUUUUACAAGGAAUUCCAAAAGCUGGAGAAAGGCGAGGCGGUUUCAUUCUUCAAAAGGCAAAUAUUUUUGGCAGAAAACAUUUAGCAUCUGAGUAAAAAACUCAAGAUGACUGUACUACAGCAUUUAAGCCAUAAUUCUGAAGUGACUUUUCUGGGAGCAAGUCCAGUUGAGUUCAAUGAGGUUUGCGUCUUGAAUAUUAAAUAAUAGUAACUGCAGUACUUUUGUGGUUUAAGAAAACAUCUGUGAAUAAGAUUCCUUAAUAAUCCUGUCUCUCAAUUUAUAUCUCUUCUGAAAGUGAAGAAGGGUGUGCAUAUGUGACUGCAAAUAUAUUCACCAUACCCAGUGGAUGCUAACCAUGGGGUAGGAAUAAACAGAAGAGAUCUGUUAAUUGCUUUCAUUCUCAGUAAGAACUUGAUUGCAUUAUAAUUUACUGGCUUGGAUGUGAAUGUCAAUAUCUGUUCCUCUAGCUUCAUACUUAUUAUCAGAUGCCUUUUUGAAGAUGCACUGUAAAGUAUAAUCAUUAGGGAUAUUUGGGUUUUGAAAAUGCAUGAGCUCAGCAAGUCUCUGCUAGUCGUUAAAGCAGUCUGACUUAUGUCAUUUCAUUUGUGAGGAAGCCUGAAAAAGUUAAGGCUGCUUUAAUGAAUAAGAGAUUUGAAGUGCUUCGGAAUAAUUUUCAAAGUAUACACCGCCGUAGUAACCAUGAGAGUAGGAAAUACAGAAUUGGGUCUCAGGAUGUUGCUGAAUUGUCAGCUCUCUUUCUUGAGAAUAUGUUUCCUGGUUUCUUACAUGAACUAAAAAUACUGUAGUAUGUGCUUUUUGUAACCGUCCGUUAUUAAAAGUUCUAAUUCUAAUA
Molecule: messenger RNA, 3007 nt
Organism: Python bivittatus (Burmese python)
Lineage: Eukaryota; Metazoa; Chordata; Lepidosauria; Squamata; Pythonidae
Gene: FASTKD2
Product: FASTK mitochondrial RNA regulator 2
Biological process (GO): regulation of mitochondrial mRNA stability; mitochondrial RNA processing
Cellular component (GO): mitochondrial matrix; ribonucleoprotein granule
Molecular function (GO): RNA binding
Source: RefSeq, a predicted model, not a curated record